AGGGAAACCCCAGUGAGGUGGUAUCCCUUCGCGAUGCAAAGAUGGCGACCCUGUUCCCUCCCCCAGGCAUCGAUGUGUUCCGCCCCUUCACCCAGGAAUCACUGGAGGAGAUCGAGAGGCACAUGGAGGAAAGGAAAAAGGCCGUAGAAGUAGAGGGCCAUGAGGAGGAGGAGGAGCCUGCAGCCCCAAACCCUGAUCUGGAGGCAGGCAAGAACCUGCCCAUGAUCUUUGGAGAUCCUCCACCAGAGCUGCUCAACAAACCUCUGGAGGAGUUGGACCCCUUCUACAAAGCACAGAAAACAUUCGUUGUUAUCAGCAAAGGAAACACAAUCUUUAGGUUCAACGCUGAACCAGCUUGCUACAUUCUGAGCCCCUUUAGUUUGGUUAGAAGAGUUGCCAUCAAAAUUCUCAUACAUUCAUUAUUUAGCUUGUUCAUCAUGAUAACAAUUCUGUCGAAUUGUGUGUUCAUGACAAUGAGCAACCCACCAGCUUGGAGUAAAACUGUUGAGUAUGUUUUUACUGGAAUUUACACCUUUGAGGCAACAGUCAAGGUGUUGUCUAGAGGUUUCUGUGUCGGAUCUUUUACAUUCCUCCGAGAUCCAUGGAACUGGCUGGAUUUCAUGGUGAUCAGCAUGGCAUACAUCACUGAGUUUGUUGACCUUGGCAACGUGUCAGCUCUCAGGACAUUUCGUGUACUUCGAGCCCUAAAAACAAUUACUGUGAUUCCUGGUUUGAAAACCAUCGUGGGCGCUUUGAUCCAGUCCGUGAAGAAAAUGUUUGACGUCAUGGUUCUGACUGUUUUUGCCCUUGCCGUUUUUGCCCUCAUUGGCCUUCAACUUUUUAUGGGACAUCUUCGUCACAAAUGUGUGCGAUGGCCCAUCGACAUGAAUCAAACUGAAUUUUUUAACAUCACAUCAACAUUUAAUGACACUAUGUCAUUUGACAAUGGCAUUGGUGCCAAUGACACGGCAUUUUCCAACAGUACCUUCAAUUUCCUGGAAUAUAUUGAAAACAUAGGAAAUCACUAUUAUUUGGAAGGCAGCCAAGAUGCUCUUCUUUGUGGAAACAGCUCUGAUGCUGGAAAGUGCCCAGAUGGAUACACGUGCAUGAAGGUCGGGACAAACCCCAACUUUGGCUACACCAACUUUGACAGUUUUGGCUGGGCUUUCCUGGCCCUCUUCAGACUCAUGACCCAGGACUACUGGGAGAACCUUUUCCAACUGGUCCUGCGGUCAGCUGGAAAGACGUACAUGCUUUUCUUUGUGGUGGUUAUCUUUCUGGGCUCCUUUUACCUCAUCAAUCUCAUCCUGGCUGUGGUAGCUAUGGCUUAUGAAGAACAAAAUCAGGCCACGCUGCGAGAGGCCAUCGAAAAAGAGGAGGAGUUCCAGCGACAACUAGAGCAACUCAAGAAUCAAGAACAGGCCCAACUUCAUGGGAGCCAAGCCACUCUAACCAGCAAGAAGUCGCUCAGUCAUCACACGCUGUCUGAUGAUGAACGGAGUCUUGGACAGGAGGAAGAUGUCAAGGAUUGCAAUGGGAGAGUUGUUCCCCGUCUGAUCAUCAGAGCGCCCACCAUGGUUGGGUCUGCUGUAGAUCAUGAACUCCAAGAGAAGUCAUCAGGCUCUGUGCACAGCAUGCUUCAUCUGGAUGAACCAGGCCUUGUUCAGAAAUCUGGUAGUGCUAUUACUGUGCUCACUGCGACUGCUAUGGAAGAGUUGGAGGAGGCUCAGAGGCCAUGCCCACCUGGCUGGUACAAGUUUGCUGACAUAUUCCUGAAGUGGAACUGCUGCACGCGCUGGGUAGUCUUUAAGAAGUGGGUGCUUUUUGUGGUGAUGGACCCUUUUGUCGACUUGGCCAUCACCAUCUGCAUCAUGCUCAACACCCUCUUCAUGGCUAUGGAGCACUACCCCAUGACCCCAGAGUUUGAUUACAUGCUCUCAGUGGGAAAUCUGGUUUUCACUGGGAUCUUCACAGCGGAAAUGGUCUUCAAGCUCAUCGCCAUGGACCCCUACUAUUAUUUUCAAGUGGGCUGGAACAUAUUUGACAGCAUCAUUGUCACUCUCAGUCUGGUGGAGUUAGGGCUGGCAAAUGUCCAGGGCCUGUCUGUCCUCAGGUCAUUUCGUCUGCUUCGUGUCUUCAAACUUGCCAAGUCCUGGCCCACACUCAACAUGCUGAUCAAGAUCAUUGGUAACUCAGUAGGAGCUCUGGGCAACUUGACUUUGGUGCUAGCCAUCAUUGUCUUCAUCUUUGCCGUGGUGGGAAUGCAGCUCUUUGGCAAGAGCUACAAGGACUGUGUGUGCAAGAUCUCCUCAGAAUGUGAGCUGCCACGUUGGCACAUGACCGACUUCUUCCACUCGUUCCUCAUCGUGUUCCGCAUCCUGUGCGGGGAGUGGAUUGAGACCAUGUGGCACUGCAUGGAGGUGUCUGGAAUUGCGAUGUGUUUAGUUGUCUUCAUGCUGGUCAUGGUCAUUGGAAAUCUAGUGGUGUUAAACCUCUUCUUGGCCUUGCUGCUCAGCUCAUUCAGUGGAGACAACCUCGCAGCAGGAGAUGAAGACGGAGAGAUGAACAACCUCCAGAUAGCCAUUCGCAGGAUCACACAGGGCUUCAAUUGGUUCAAAAUGUUCAUUAUGCAAACAAUCCUGCAGAUUCUUGGCAGAAAGCCCGUGGAUCCUGAGGUCGGUCCCACAGACAACAUUGACCCUAAAAUGGAAGAAAUUGAAAUGAACCACUUGGACACCAGUCAGAGUUUCAAAAUGGCAGAUGGGAUAUCAAAGUGUUCAGUUGAAGUCCAACCUUCUACAUUUACUGUGGAUGGAGAGCUCAGUCUCAAUGUGCCAAUCGCCCAGGCAGAGUCAGACCUUGAAAACCUGGGUGUGGAGGAUGAAGAUGACAAUGCUGAUGAUGCCCAUGACUCAGAGAUUUUAGAUGGCAAAACUAACCAACAAAAUACAGAAAGCUUAAAAGAUGAAAGAAAAAUGCCAACAUGCCAACAUGUCAAACUGAUGGGUACUUCGGAUGAUGAUGAUUCUUCAGUGUGCAGCACUGUGGACUAUCAGCCACCUGAGCCUGAACCAGAAGAAGAGGAAGAAGAGCCAGACCUAGUGGAGCCAGAGGCCUGCUUCACUGACAACUGUGUAAGACGUUGGCCAUGUCUGACUGUGGACAUCACCCAAGGUAAAGGCAAGAAGUGGUGGAACCUGCGUAGAACCUGCUUCACUAUUGUAGAGCAUGACUGGUUUGAAACCUUCAUAAUCUUUAUGAUCCUUCUCAGCAGCGGAGCUCUGGCCUUUGAAGACAUACACAUAGAAAGACGCCGAACCAUCAAAAUUAUUCUGGAGUUUGCUGACAAAGUUUUCACCUACAUAUUUGUCAUAGAGAUGCUCCUUAAAUGGGUCGCAUAUGGCUUCAAGACCUACUUCACUAACGCCUGGUGUUGGUUAGACUUUUUCAUUGUAGAUAUUUCCCUGAUUAGUUUAACUGCCAACUGGAUGGGUUACUCUGACCUUGGAGCAAUCAAAUCCCUGAGAACCCUGAGGGCGCUAAGGCCUCUUCGAGCAUUGUCAAGAUUUGAAGGGAUGAGGGUGGUGGUCAAUGCUCUCAUCGGGGCGAUUCCCUCCAUCUUCAACGUACUGUUGGUGUGUUUGAUCUUCUGGCUCAUUUUUAGCAUCAUGGGAGUGAACCUGUUUGCUGGCAAGUUUUACAGCUGCAUCAACACCACCACAGAGGAACGCUUUCCCGUUACAGAGGUCAACAACAAGAGCGACUGCUUGGCCAUGAUAGAAGCCACACAGGAAGCCCGCUGGGUCAACAUCAAAGUCAACUAUGACCAUGUUGGACAAGGCUACCUGUCCCUGCUUCAAGUGGCAACUUUUAAAGGUUGGAUGGAGAUCAUGUAUGCUGCAGUUGACUCAAGAGAGGUAGAAGAACAACCUUCUUAUGAGGUCAACCUUUACAUGUACCUAUACUUUGUCAUCUUCAUCAUCUUUGGUUCUUUCUUCACACUCAACCUCUUUAUUGGUGUCAUUAUUGACAACUUCAACCAACAAAAGAAAAAGAUAAGAGAUCAAGACAUCUUCAUGACUGAAGAGCAAAAAAAAUACUACGAGGCCAUGAAGAAACUUGGUUCCAAAAAGCCACAGAAACCAAUUCCACGCCCAACAAACCAAAUCCAGGGCAUGGCGUUUGACUUAAUUGGCCAGCAGUUCUUUGACAUCUUCAUCAUGGUACUCAUCUGCCUCAAUAUGGUGACCAUGAUGGUGGAGACAGACAAUCAGAGUGUAGAGAAGGAGGAUUUUCUCUUUAAAUUAAAUGUGGCUUUCAUUGCUGUCUUCACUGGAGAGUGUGUCUUGAAACUCUUUGCCCUGCGACAGUACUUCUUCACCAGCGGAUGGAACAUUUUUGAUUUUGUUGUGGUCAUCUUGUCAAUUGCAGGUACAAUGCUCUCAGACAUAAUCGAGAAGUACUUUGUAUCCCCCACUCUGUUCAGAGUGAUCAGACUGGCCAGAAUAGGCAGGAUUCUACGUCUUAUUAAAGGAGCUAAGGGCAUUCGAACGCUUCUCUUCGCUCUAAUGAUGUCACUUCCUGCCCUAUUCAAUAUUGGUCUCCUGCUCUUCCUCAUUAUGUUCAUCUUUUCCAUAUUUGGCAUGUCAAACUUUGCCUAUGUCAAAAAGGAGGCUGGAAUCGAUGACAUAUUGAACUUUGAGACAUUUGGUGGUAGCAUUAUCUGCUUGUUUCAGAUUACAACAUCAGCUGGCUGGGAUGGACUUUUACUUCCAAUGUUGAACAGGGAGCCUCCAGACUGUGAUCCGAACUUUGAGAACCCAGGCACAGAUGUGAAGGGUAACUGUGGCAGCCCGGCUAUUGGCAUGGUUUUCUUCUGCAGCUACAUCAUCAUCUCAUUCUUAGUGGUGGUCAACAUGUACAUUGCUAUCAUCUUAGAGAACUUCAAUGUGGCACAGGAGGAGAGUAGUGAUGCACUCUGUGAGGAAGACUUUGAGAUGUUUUAUGAGACUUGGCAGAGGUUUGACCUUGAUGGAGCUCAGUUUAUUGAGUACAGCCAACUCUCAGAUUUCUGUGAUGAAUUACAGGAGCCGCUGAAGGUGGCCAAGCCCAACCGGCUUCACCUGAUUGAAAUGGAUCUGCCCCUGGUUAUAGGGGACAGGCUCCACUGCCUGGAUGUCUUGGUGGCCGUCACACAGGUGGUCUUGGGAAACACAGUGGAGAUGGUAGCAAUGCGAGAGAGCAUAGAGACCAAGUUCAUCCAGAACAACCCCACCUCAGACUCCUUUGCACCAAUUACCACAACAGUACGCCACAAAGAAGAGGAGUGGGCUGUUGUAGUCAUUCAAAGGGCUUACCGCAGCCACCUACUGAAACGCUGCAUAUGUCAUGCUGCUUUUAUACACCGCUCUAAGAGAAUGGGUAGAAAGGACAAUGGUGAAGAGCCAUCAGAAAAAGAAGGGCUGCUUACACGAAGGCUGGGAUUGCUCUAUGGGAGCAACGUAGCCCUGGCAGAGGAGCUGGAACAGGCCCUUUCAGAAACUCAAGCAAGCCAACAGCACCUUAAUCCGGAGGCACUGUCACAUUAUGCAAGUGAACCCCCUAAGCCAAAUGUCAUGGUUGUACCUGUGGAAAUUACUAAUGAGGUUUUAUUACAUUCUGCCCCCAACCAACACCUCUUGAGCCUUCAGGCAAACCUGAAAGAGUCAAGUGUAUAACAAACAUCAGAGCAUAAUUAACUGUCUCCCCCUGUUACUUUACAGCAGUCAAGGAAGUAAGGUUAGUUACGUCUCAUGAAUGAAGCUGAAUUUUCCACAUUAAGAGGUUACAAAAUAAUACACAAUGCUGUUUUUUCUUGUGAUAUUUAAGUGUUGUUUUGGCUUGAAGGUG
Molecule: messenger RNA, 5889 nt
Organism: Monopterus albus (swamp eel)
Lineage: Eukaryota; Metazoa; Chordata; Actinopteri; Synbranchiformes; Synbranchidae
Gene: scn4aa
Product: sodium channel, voltage-gated, type IV, alpha, a
Exons: 26
Coding region: 42-5717 (1891 amino acids)
Biological process (GO): sodium ion transmembrane transport; membrane depolarization during action potential; neuronal action potential
Cellular component (GO): voltage-gated sodium channel complex; plasma membrane
Molecular function (GO): calcium ion binding; voltage-gated sodium channel activity
Source: RefSeq, a predicted model, not a curated record